Mangifera indica (mango) is the source of this 1221-nucleotide messenger RNA. Its product is annotated as 36.4 kDa proline-rich protein-like. Lineage: Eukaryota; Viridiplantae; Streptophyta; Magnoliopsida; Sapindales; Anacardiaceae. The record is from RefSeq and is a predicted model, not a curated record. Bases 67 to 1044 code for a protein of 325 amino acids. The transcript has 2 exons.
CAUGGUAUACUUUAUACGGCCAUUGCAUGGUGUAAUGUAAUCUUGCAUUCUUUUAAAAGCUAAAUCAUGGGGAAUUUAGGGUUUGGUUUUUUUCUUAUUUUGUUGGUGAACUUGAACAGUUUUCUAAUUUCUUUGGCUUGUCCUGAGUGCCCAAAGCCAUCUCCUCCUCCUAAAUGUCCUCCUCCUUCUCCACCGUUUGUUAAGCCUCCAUUACAUCCAAAACCACCGCACGUCAAGCCUCCCUACCACCCCAAACCACCCCAUGUUAAGCCACCCUUCCACCCAAAACCACCGCACAUCAAGCCUCCCUACCACCCUAAACCACCCCAUGUCAAGCCCCCCUUCCGCCCCAAACCACCACCAUAUAUUCCCAAGCCACCCGUUGUGACACCACCACCCUAUGUUCCCAAACCACCUGUUGUGACACCGCCACCGUACGUCCCCAAGCCGCCUGUCGUGACACCGCCGCCUUACGUCCCCAAACCACCUGUCGUGACACCACCGCCUUACGUUCCCAAGCCGCCGGUUGUGACACCACCCCCAUACGUUCCCAAGCCACCUGUUGUGACACCGCCACCGUACGUCCCCAAGCCGCCGGUUGUGACACCGCCGCCUUAUGUCCCCAAACCACCCGUCGUGACACCACCGCCUUACGUUCCCAAGCCACCAGUUGUAACACCACCGCCUUACGUUCCCAAGCCACCUGUCGUGACACCACCACCCUUUGUUCCCAAGCCUCCACCAGGCGAAACCCCAUGUCCGCCGCCACCUCCACCGAAGCAAGAGACUUGUCCUAUUGAUACUCUAAAGCUUGGCGCAUGUGUGGACGUGCUAGGUGGUCUGGUGCACAUUGGCAUCGGCAGUAGUGCUAAGGACUCCUGCUGCCCGGUGCUGCAGGGGCUGCUGGACUUGGACGCUGCCGUGUGUCUUUGCACCACCAUCAAGGCCAAACUUCUUAAUAUCAAUAUCAUUUUGCCCAUCGCUCUUGAAGUUCUUGUGGACUGUGGCAAGAACCCACCUUCUGGCUUUCAAUGUCCUGCUUAAGAAUUUAUCGACGAUAUAUAUAAGCGUCAUUCAAGUAUUACAGAUGAAGACACAGAUUAUUUCUUUCUGAAAGCAACUUUUCAUGGAAGAGAUCAUCAAAUAAUCUGAAUGCAUAUCAGGAAUGUUAAGUUUAUUAUAUGCUUGCGAAAUAAAUAAUUGUUGAAUCUGAUCAUCCAA